Macrobrachium nipponense is the source of this 441-nucleotide messenger RNA. Its product is annotated as zinc finger BED domain-containing protein 5-like. The transcript has a single exon. The coding region runs from base 1 to 441 and encodes 146 amino acids. The record is from RefSeq and is a predicted model, not a curated record. Lineage: Eukaryota; Metazoa; Arthropoda; Malacostraca; Decapoda; Palaemonidae.
AUGAGAAAUAAUGAAGAAGCACAACAUGUCCUCUUCCAUUUUUCCAGGGUUUCUUCAAUCUCUUGGUACAUGUUCAAUGGAAAGACAUCUAAAAGAAGUUUCUGUGAGGAAUAUAUACAAGCUGGGUUUACUUCAUUUAUUGAUAAGGGUGUGGUAAAGGGUCAGUGUGUUUUGUGCCAGAAAGUACUUGGUAAUGAUUCCUUGAGGCCCUCAAAACUGAAAAACCAUCUUGACAAGACUCAUCAUGAACAUUCUGGUAAAGACGCGAAUUUCUUCAAACGUCAUGAAUGGAGCUUGAAACGAAUGAAACUGGACUCAAGUGGGGCAUUUCAGACGCAAAGUAGGAAAGUACUCAAGGCUUCAUAUGAGGUAUCACUUGAAAUACCUAAACAGAAAAAACCUCAUACCACUGGCGAAACUCUUAUAAAACCUUGUUCUUAA